Molecule: messenger RNA, 603 nt
Organism: Prunus armeniaca (apricot)
Lineage: Eukaryota; Viridiplantae; Streptophyta; Magnoliopsida; Rosales; Rosaceae
Source: the annotation of a GenBank genome assembly
AUGAAGAAUGGGGGGGUUCCAGUUUAUGAUGAUAAGAAGCUGUUUGAGUUGCUCGUCCUUUCACAAGCUCUAGCCGAACUCAGUUGGCCAGAAAUUCUACACAAGAGAGACAUGUUCCGGAAACUUUUUGACAACUUUGAUCCGUCAUCCAUAGCAAAGUUUGAAGAGAAGAAGCUACAGUCUCUCAAAGUAAAUGGCAUUCCAUUGCUAUCUGAACAAAAGCUUCGUGCAGUUGUGGAGAAUGCUAUGCAAAUGCUCAAGGUUCAGCAGGAGUUUGGUUCCUUCAGUAACUACUGCUGGAGCUUUGUGAACCACAAGCCAAUAAGAAACGGAUUUCGUUAUGGACGCCAAGUACCGGUGAAGUCGCCAAAAGCUGAAGUCAUAAGCAAAGAUUUGAUGAAGAGAGGCUUCCGUUGUGUUGGUCCUACUGUCAUUUACUCGUUUAUGCAAGUGGCAGGGAUUGUGAACGAUCAUCUCCUAACAUGCUUCAGAUACAAGGAGUGCGAUGCAAAUGACAAAAAAUUAGACCUGAAACUUAAGAUGGAAGAGAAGACGGAGGUGCUAAAACUAAGUGAAGCUAUGGAGAUUGGAGAGCACAAAUGA